AUGGGGAGCGUCUUGGGGCUGUGCUCCAUGGCGAGCUGGAUCCCAUGUCUGUGUGGCAGCGCCCCGUGUCUGCUGUGCCGAUGCUGUCCUAGUGGAAAUAACUCCACUGUAACUAGGUUGAUCUAUGCGCUUUUUUUGCUUGUUGGAGUUUGUGUAGCUUGUGUAAUGCUGAUACCUGGAAUGGAAGAACAGCUGAAUAAGAUUCCUGGAUUUUGUGAGAAUGAGAAAGGAAUGGUCCCUUGUGAUAUUCUGGUUGGCUAUAAAGCUGUAUACCGUUUGUGCUUUGGCUUGGCUAUGUUCUAUCUUCUUCUCUCUCUCUUAAUGAUCAAAGUGAAGAGCAGCAGUGACCCUCGAGCUGCAGUACACAAUGGAUUCUGGUUCUUUAAAUUUGCUGCAGCAAUUGCAAUUAUUAUUGGGGCCUUCUUCAUUCCAGAAGGAACUUUUACAACUGUAUGGUUUUAUGUAGGCAUGGCAGGUGCCUUUUGCUUCAUUCUCAUACAGCUAGUCUUGCUCAUUGAUUUUGCCCAUUCGUGGAAUGAAUCAUGGGUUGAAAAAAUGGAAGAGGGGAACUCAAGAUGUUGGUAUGCAGCUUUGUUAUCAGCUACAGCCCUGAAUUAUCUGCUGUCUUUAGUUGCUAUCGUCCUGUUUUUUGUUUACUAUACUCAUCCAGCCAGUUGUGCAGAAAAUAAAGCAUUCAUCAGUGUCAACAUGCUCCUCUGCCUUGGUGCUUCUAUAAUGUCUAUACUGCCAAAAAUCCAAGAAUCACAACCAAGAUCUGGUUUGUUACAGUCUUCAGUGAUUACAGUCUACACAAUGUAUUUGACGUGGUCUGCUAUGACCAAUGAACCGGAAACAGAAUGUAACCCAAGUCUACUGAACAUAAUUGGAUAUAACACAACAAGCACUAUCCCAAAGGAGGGGCAGUCUGUACAGUGGUGGCAUACUCAAGGAAUUAUUGGACUAAUCCUCUUUUUACUGUGUGUAUUUUAUUCAAGCAUCCGUACUUCAAACAAUAGUCAGGUUAAUAAACUGACUCUAACAAGUGAUGAAUCAACACUAAUAGAAGAUAGUGGAGCCAGAAAUGAUGGAUCACUUGAGGAUGGUGAUGAUGUUCACCGAGCCGUAGAUAAUGAAAGGGAUGGUGUCACUUACAGUUACUCCUUCUUUCACUUCAUGCUUUUCCUGGCUUCACUUUAUAUCAUGAUGACCCUAACCAACUGGUACAGGUAUGAGCCUUCUCGUGAGAUGAAAAGCCAGUGGACAGCUGUCUGGGUGAAAAUCUCCUCUAGUUGGAUCGGCAUUGUGCUGUAUGUGUGGACACUGGUGGCACCCCUUGUUCUUACAAAUCGUGACUUUGACUGA
This is a messenger RNA of Rangifer tarandus platyrhynchus (Svalbard reindeer), 1362 nucleotides long. NCBI's taxonomy places the organism in Eukaryota, Metazoa, Chordata, Mammalia, Artiodactyla, Cervidae. The record is from the annotation of a GenBank genome assembly.